This is a messenger RNA of Perca flavescens (yellow perch), 4391 nucleotides long. RefSeq names its product kelch-like family member 17 (gene klhl17). The record is from RefSeq and is a predicted model, not a curated record. The coding region runs from base 443 to 2218 and encodes 591 amino acids. Gene Ontology annotation, molecular function: protein binding. NCBI's taxonomy places the organism in Eukaryota, Metazoa, Chordata, Actinopteri, Perciformes, Percidae. The transcript has 12 exons.
UACAAAUGUAAUAAGAAAAGAAGAAGCAUAAUUCCAUGGAUCAAACAUUGUAUGGGGCUUGUUUGAUUUGUUUUUGGUAUACAUUAACACGUAUCAAUCGAACCUUAAAAAAUAUUAAUAAUAACAGACGGCGAGCACGGCAACCUCGAUAUUUCACCGUCAAAGCUGUGCAUACAAGAACAAGCAGUGUUUUGGUGCUGCACGUGAGUUUGAAUCAUAGGGUUUGAAUUAAUUGAUCAGCUAUAUUCACGAGAUACAAGCAGCUGAAGACCCGCAGAGGAAGGGGUUUCCUUUUUAGUGUAUAGUCCGUUGCGUUACUGCCACAAAGCUGGGCAAGCUUACAAACAGGAAGAAAUCAUUGCUGUCAUAUCGACACCGACGACGACUGGUGUUGCCCAGAGUGCGGCCCAGGCAAGAGCCCGUGACCGCCACAUCAGGCACCAUGAUGGAGGGGGGCAUGCAGCUGCUCAACCGCGAUGGCCACAGCAUCUCGCACAACUCAAAGCGCCACUACCACGACUCCUUCGUGUCCAUGAACAGGAUGCGACAGCGCGGUCUGCUGUGUGACAUUGUGCUCCAUGUCUCCAACAAAGAAAUCAAGGCACACAAAGUGGUGCUGGCAUCCUGCAGCCCCUACUUCCACGCUAUGUUUACGAAUGAGAUGUCGGAGAGUCGGCAGACCCAUGUCACCCUUCAUGACAUCGACUGUCAGGCUUUGGAGCAGCUGGUCCAGUAUGCCUACACAGCAGAGAUUGUGGUCGGGGAAGGCAAUGUGCAGACGUUGCUCCCAGCAGCCAGUCUGCUGCAGCUCAACGGGGUACGGGACGCCUGUUGCAAGUUCCUCCUCAGCCAGCUGGACCCCUCCAACUGCCUGGGCAUCCGAGGCUUCGCUGACACGCACUCCUGCAGCGACCUGCUCAAGUCAGCCCACAAGUAUGUCCUGCAGCACUUUGUGGAGGUGUCCAAGACAGAGGAGUUCAUGUUGCUGCCACUGAAACAAGUCCUGGAUUUGAUCUCCAGUGACAAUCUCAACGUGCCAUCUGAAGAGGAAGUGUACCGGGCUGUGUUGAGCUGGGUGAAACAUGAUGUAGAUGGACGCAGGCAACAUGUACCGUGGUUGAUGAAGUGUGUGCGGCUGCCACUGCUGAGGCGAGACUUUCUGAUGAGCAACGUGGAUACAGAGCUGCUGGUGCGACACCACUCCGAGUGCAAGGACCUUCUGAUCGAGGCUCUCAAGUACCACCUGAUGCCUGAGCAGAGGGGAGUCCUCAGCAACAGCCGGACACGCCCGCGGCGCUGUGAGGGCGCCAGCCCUGUACUCUUUGCCGUUGGUGGUGGCAGCCUGUUUGCCAUCCAUGGAGACUGUGAGGCGUAUGACACCAGGACUGAUCGCUGGCACAUGGUGGCGUCCAUGUCCACUCGGCGGGCACGGGUGGGCGUGGCAGCCAUUGGGAACAGACUUUAUGCCGUUGGAGGGUAUGAUGGAACCUCAGACCUCGCCACCGUGGAAUCCUACGACCCCAUCACCAACACCUGGCAACCUGAGGUUUCCAUGGGCACAAGGCGGAGCUGUUUGGGUGUAGCGGUCCUGCAUGGCCUUCUAUAUGCUGCUGGAGGUUAUGAUGGAGCUUCCUGCCUUAAUAGUGCAGAGCGUUACGACCCUCUGACCAGUACAUGGACCUCCAUUGCUGCCAUGAGCACCCGUAGGAGAUAUGUCCGAGUAGCAACUCUGGAUAGCAGCUUGUAUGCAGUGGGAGGUUAUGACAGCUCCUCACAUCUUGCAACAGUGGAGAAAUAUGACCCCCAGAGCAACACGUGGAUAGCCAUUGCAAACAUGCUGAGUCGGCGCAGCAGUGCCGGGGUGGCCGUGUUGGACGGCAUGCUGUAUGUCGCAGGAGGCAACGACGGCACCAGCUGCCUGAACUCUGUGGAGCGGUUCAACCCCAAGGCCAACACCUGGGAGGGGGUGGCCCCCAUGAACAUACGCAGGAGCACCCAUGACCUGGUGGCAAUGGAUGGCUGGUUAUACGCAGUAGGAGGUAACGAUGGCAGCUCCAGCCUCAACUCCAUCGAGAAGUACAACCCGCGCAGCAACAAAUGGGUCGCGGCCUCCUGCAUGUUUACACGGCGCAGCAGUGUGGGUGUCGCUGUGUUGGAGCUGCUGAACUUCCCACCACCCUCCUCACCCACCCUCUCGGUUUCCUCCACCAGCCUUUGACACGGGGUCACCGCUUGGCUGACCUCGGCCUCUGCUGCUACAUCCCAGACUGGCUCUGGGAAGAGACGCAAUUGCUCGGUUUGAGACGGGGAGCAGGAGUACGCGAGUGGACAGGUAAAUGGAUGGAGUGGGGAAAAAGAGGGAAGGUGUGGAUAGGGCUCCUGGCUUGGUUAUUAUACAGUACCCUCCAUAAUUAGUGGCACUCAUGCAGUGGGUAAAGGUUAGCCAAACAUGGUUUAAAAAAUGUACAACAUAAGUAAUGAACUUUAAUUUAAAAAUCAAGGCAAUUUAAAAGUUGUUAAUGUGCAGUACCCUUUAAUCUCAAAAGUAUUAAUUUUUCGUGAAAAGUUAAGGGAUGCCAGAUGAAUUCUGAAAGAUCCACCAAGAGGUUUUUUGAUUUCAUGGUUAAACCAAUCUUGCUGCUCUUUACCAAAUUUUCCAUUCAUUCUGGACUAAACUGUAUCUGGUCUGGAUGCCUGAAACUCCACUGUAUAGCUCCACCAUACAGAUACCAGCUCCCACUCUCCAAGAGUACAAAGAUGUUUCCUGGUGUGUGAACAUUGACCGAUCUUUCCUCAAGCUCCACUUUUUUCCCCCCCCACCACUCCAGUGUUUGACACACUCAUAGUGAAAUGUGGUGGACACUUUAAUUCUGUCAUGUGUGACGUAAAUGUUAUUGUUUCGAUGUUGCUGUCUUCUGCAUCUUUUAAUGUCAGAAUUAUUUUGCAAUAAUGUACAAAAAAGGAGAAACUGAAUGAUUUCACUUUUUGAAUGUAGCUUCUUGACUGGGUAUACCAUGCAUGUGUUUACUUCUUGGCAUUGACUCCCAACAGGAGGAUAAAAUGUUGUAGUGCUGCUAUGCCACAGUAGGUGGCAGUAACAGGCAAUGUUAUAAACCCUUCCCACACUGCAAGAUCGCAUGGACACAACCAACAAAAGAGAAGUUAGGCCCUCAGAACUGUAUGAGUUAGAAUCUUUUUUUUUUUUUUUUUUAUAUAUAUAUAUAUAUAAACACAGAAGAAUUAUGUUGAACUAUAUGUAUUUAUAAAAAUGUAUAAAUUCUAAUAUAUUCUGUUUUAAAGAUGCUUAAAGAAGGAAACAGAUUGUUUUUAAUAUUUAUUUAGGUGUGAUAUCGUCAAUGAAAAUGACAAAGAGAAUGUAGGUGUGAGAGAGGUAGGCUAGUUGUUCAGACUGUGUGCAUUUGGAGUUUCUCCUGGUUAAAAGGACCGAUUGUUGCACUUUGAUAUGCAGCAUUUUAUUUACAUUUCCUAAUGUUCCUUCACUGCCACAAGCUUGAUCUCACAUGAAACUGUCUGCUAUAUUUGUGCAAAAGGCUUUAACUGCUUGCAAACCUAUAGACCAGUCAAUGAAAGGACGCUAUAUUGUCUUUAAUCCUACUUAACAAUUAGUUUAAGUGGACAUGAAGGUGGAUAUAAUCCUUGGACACAAUGACCGUCUAAAAUUACAUUAAAGCAGAAAGUACUAGUUUACCUACUGUGUUCCAACACUUGACACUAAUGAUAAAUGCUGUUGACACUUGGUGCUGUCAUAUUUCCUUCCAUACAUAAUCAAGUGUGGUGUCUUGUUAUAUUACAUACCUCAUUGUUGAAAUGGAUCUGACUCUAUUGCAACAAAGUUGAGCUAGAAAAAACUGUAUAAUUACCUACAAAUAUUCUGGCUUUAGAGCAUGUGGUGGGUGACUUGGGAAUGUCACCACUUAACGUGCAUUGUCUAAAAUAAAUGGAUUACUUUGAGUCUUCUUGACUCCGUUAAUUCCCGGAUUCAGUUAAUGUGAAGCACAGUGAUACUAUUCCAAACUUCUGAGAAGUUGCUUUUUGAAGGAUUUUGUUGAUCCAGUUCUGUUUAUCUAUAACUACCUUACUUUUCAUUUGUUAGAGUGAGGGGCUGUGAGGGUCUAAUGAAGAUGCUGUUAUUCUGUAAAGUCGCUGUGAGUCAGUGCCAGACUUUAAGAGAAAGGCACACAAAACCACAAGACUUUGGCCUCCAUUCUGCAGAUCGAUCUGUAAAUACAAAAAUUGCUCAUCUUAAAUCCAAUUUCAAUGUGAUUGUAGCUUUGUUUUAGUUUCUGUUCAAUGUGGUGAUAAUUUUUUUUAUUUAUAAUAUGUUUAUUUAUGAGGAACUUUAAAAUAUUGAAUUUUGCACUAUUGCGAAA